Molecule: messenger RNA, 1302 nt
Organism: Botrytis sinoallii
Lineage: Eukaryota; Fungi; Ascomycota; Leotiomycetes; Helotiales; Sclerotiniaceae
Exons: 3
Coding region: 1-936 (311 amino acids)
Biological process (GO): methylation
Cellular component (GO): mitochondrion
Molecular function (GO): nucleic acid binding; methyltransferase activity
Source: RefSeq, a predicted model, not a curated record
AUGCCUCGGCUUUCUCAUGCUCUCCUGCGCAGAGCUUACAAUAUUUCGCCUUUAUUACCAUUAGUCCUCCGAGAAACACGCAGUCUUUCAUCUGCAAUUAAUGAAUUACGAUGGCUACGAGAAUAUGUUGAUAAAACGAUGAGCCAUCGCCAGAAAACAGAGGCAUACACAACAUACCUAGCAGAACUUCUUAUCAAAGCAAAGCGUUCAUUCCACGAAACAUCAGAAAACCAGCAGAACCCACUGAAGAUCAUUGAUUUUUGUUCCGGAACUGGUUGCAUUUCUCUUCUUUUAUACUCACUUUUGAAUAAAGUAUAUCCUAGACUCGAGAUCGUCGGUCUAGACAUCUCCAAAAAAGCGCUUGAUUUAUCAAUUCAAAAUGUUCGUUUUAAUGCUCUGAACAGAUCUGCACAACAAAGUGUUCGUUUUGAAUUUGCUGAUGUUCUCGAAGACGAGGAAAGGAUCCUGGAUAUAUUUCAAGGCGUCUGCGAUGUAAUUGUGUCCAAUCCUCCAUAUAUAUCAGAAGAUGGAUUUGACAAAGAAACGACACGAUCAGUUAGAAAUUGGGAACCAAAACUUGCACUGGUUCCUGAUGCAUCGAGGCGGGAAACCAUACACUUCAAUGGUGAUUCUGGAAAUAGCUCUCUCUUCGAAGUGGAGGAUAUCUUUUAUCAUCGAUUGUUGCGAUUUCAUUCCCUUUUAAAGUCAAAAAUUCUUGUAAUGGAAAUAGGCGACGAGGCACAGGCAAAGAGAGUGGCCCAAAUGGCAAUUGGCUUUUCAGAUAGGAUUGAAAUAUGGAGGGACUGGCCAGAUCAACGCGAGUUUGAAAACGAAAGUGCAGAAUGUAUGUUCCUUGACAAUCACAAAAUAGUAGUCAAAGGCACUGGAAUGGUUAGAGCUGUCGUCUUGCUCUCCAAUCAACAUUUUGAAUUAUAAAUAUACUGGGGUACCAUUAAUAUCAUGGUCAUCAUGCGUGGAAGGCAAUGUUUGACAGGUCACAAGAUAGUGUUGGCGGUCUAAUACCGAGACAUUCCAGAAGCAAUCUAGAAGAUCUCUGGAAUAAUGUUCUAUUGAGCGCCCCUUUUGCAUUAGCCGAGUUCCCCAAUUCAACCUUUUCAAAGCUUCCAGAAAACUAGCCAGAGCAUUCUAAGACAGCAGCUCCACGCCUAAUUCAACCGCGCAUAUUUUACGUCAAUUCUCAGCCCGGGUAAUGAAGAAUUAUGAGACUGGCUUCAAGUGGUUGCCAUCAUUUGAAAGGGAACAUGUUUGUGCUUCUUAUUACAAUAAAUUUUUCUUCUCUCU